Messenger RNA from Neopelma chrysocephalum (saffron-crested tyrant-manakin), 1107 nucleotides. It is a transcript of the gene TMUB1, whose product is annotated as transmembrane and ubiquitin like domain containing 1. The transcript is spliced from 2 exons. Lineage: Eukaryota; Metazoa; Chordata; Aves; Passeriformes; Pipridae. Gene Ontology annotation, molecular function: protein binding. The record is from RefSeq and is a predicted model, not a curated record. The annotation marks the transcript as partial.
GCGGCCCCCGAUGAGGCGGCGGGGCUGCGGCACCGGGAGCCCCCCGCGGCCGCCCCCGAGGGCCCCGCCGAGCCCACGCUGGUGCUGCGGCUCAAGUUCCUGAACGACACCGAGCGCCUGGCGCGGGUGCGCCCCGGGGACACCGUCGGGGCGCUCAAGAGGACCUACUUCCCCGGGCAGGAGCAGCAGGUACGGCUGAUCUACCAGGGGCAGCUGCUGCGCGACGACGCCCAGAGCCUGGCGGGGCUGCACCUGGGCCACCUGAGCGUCCUGCACUGCCACCUGUCCCCGCCCAGCGCCGCCCCCGCCGCGCCCGGGCCCCCCGGCCCCCGCGGCCCCGCGCCUGCCGCGCUGGGCGUGGGCAGCCUGGCGCUGCCACUCUUCGUGCUGCUGCUGGCCCUGCUCUGGUACCUGCAGCUGCAGCACCGCCACGUCUUCACCGCCACCGCCACCACCUGCCUGGCCGGGCUCACCCUGCUCGUCACCUUCGUGGCCUUCGCCAUGUACCGCAGAUAGCGCGGCCCAGACGCGCUCCUGGGGCCCUGGGCCACGCUCGGACACCUGGGGAGCCCCCCCAGCCCACCUGGGGCUCUGCGUUCAGCUCACCCAAUACAUCGGAACCAGAGGGGCCGGGCUCCGGACUGUGUCCCCCAGGGGCUGUAGGCUCAGGGGUCCCGGGGGUCCCCUCACCUCGUGCUGGGGCUCCGGGGCCGGGGCUGUUGCAGGAGUGGAGGCUCAGCUACCUCUAGGGGGGUCACGGUGCCCCCCGGCCCUGCACGGAGUGUCCCACGGCCGCUCCACGGGUGGCCGUGCCCCCGGAGCUCCUCCCCGCGGGGGUAUGGCCCAACCCCUCCCGGGGGCAGCUCCCGGGGGUCCCUAUGGUGCCGGGAGUCCUGGUGCCGGCAGGAUAUGCUCCAGAGAUCCCGAGGGUGCCAGGCGGAAUGUGCUCCCGGGGUGCCAGGGGUCCCCGUGCCGGGGGAGUGCGCCCCCCGGGGGUCUCGGUGCCGGGCGGGAUGUGCUCCCCACUGUCCCGAGGGUCCCGGUGCUGUGCUGGGGGAUGCCGCCCCCCACCGCCGUAACAAUUAAAGCGGAAGGACUGUGACCGGC